AUGCCCCGUAAUCAAGGAACCUCGCGAAAGGGGAAACCAAAGAAACAUGAACGGGCUGCUGGAAUGGGUCGAGCUCUCCAAAAGUCGCGGGGGCGAAAGCACAUACCUUCCGCCAGUACAGGAGGUAUGGCGAUGCGACAAGGUGUCGACUCUAUCAAUAUUGAAAAGGAAGACAAUAGGGCGUCUGUGCUGCAACUGAAUGAUUUGGAUGACUUUCUGAUUCAAGCGGAGAUGGCUAACCGUGACUUUGUUUCCGAAAAGGAGCGAUUUGUCGUGUUGGACUCUACCACGCAAGCACAUGAGUACGAGGAGGAACGUGUUGAGAGUGUAUCAUGGGACGACCGAGCGAUCAAAGGAGCAAACACAUUUGCCUUUCAAGAGCUUAGUGUUCCAAGACGACCAGCUUGGGACGAAACAACGACAGCACAAGAAUUGGAUGCCCGAGAAAAGGAAGCCUUUCUAGAAUGGCGACGUGCUAUUGCACUAAAGGAGGAAGAAAUUGCACUCAAGGGACACGCUGGGCUUGGAGUGACUCCAUUUGAAAAGAAUUUAGAGAUUUGGCGUCAACUAUGGCGUGUGAUGGAGAGAUGUUCCUGUAUUGUCCAAAUCGUCGACGCCAGAAAUCCACUCUUUUAUUUGUCAAAAGAUUUGCGAAAAUAUGCUACCGAGGAAUUAGGCAAACCCAUGAUUCUAUUGGUGAACAAGAGUGACUAUCUCUCGCCUCGGCAACGGCAAGCAUGGCAUGAGUACUUUUCGCUACCCGAACACCAAUGGGAUCAUGUUUUCUUCUCGGCUCACGAACAACAAAAAAUUUUGGAUGAAGCUUCUGAGCCUACCGAUAGUGCAGCUUCUAGUGAUACCGCUACACCGCCCAGUGCAACUAGCGACAUUGGAGUGGACGUCCCUCUAAGUCGUCAAGGGCUUAUCAGUUGGCUCAUGGAAUACGCCGCGAAGUACAACUGUGAUCUUGAUACCAAAUAUGGCCGUAUCCCAUUCGGAAUGGUUGGGUUUCCCAAUGUUGGUAAAUCUUCCGUCAUUAAUGUCUUGAUGGGUAACGCGAAGCAUGCUCACGGUGUCACCCGCGUUGGGGUUGCCGCAAUGCCCGGAAAAACCAAGCACUUUCAAACCCUACUUCUUCCAGACAGGGACGACAUUCUUUUAUGCGAUUGUCCAGGUCUUGUCUUCCCAUCCUUUGUCAACAAUACUGCUGAUCUCAUUGCAGCUGGUGUCUACCCCAUUGCUCAAAUGAGAGACCCUUGGCCAGUUAUGAACCUUUUGUGUCGACGCAUUCCCAGAGAGGUGCUGAAUGCUCAGUAUGGAAUCCAAAUCCCCAUGCCAACGGCAGAUAGCAUGUUACAGGUCAAAGAUGGCACCAUCCCACCACCAACCGCCGAGGAAUUCCUCAAUACGUAUUGCGUUGCCCGAAGUCUUUUUGCUGCCUCCAGUGGUGUACCCGAUGUUCAACGUGCAUCUCGGAUGAUCAUCAAGGAAUAUGCAACUGGAAAGCUUUUGUACUGUCACUCUCCACCUGAUUUUGAUUAUGAUGAUUUUCAAAAGGAGACCAUGCUCACCGCGAUUCAAAACACGAAAAAACUUAGAGAAAAACUGGGAGCAAUCGAUGCACUUGUCCCUGGCGACAAUGGGGAAGCUAGUGCUUCAGUGGUAUCCGACGAGAGCGACGACGAAAAACCGAAUGAUGUGGACCUGGAUGCAGUUGAUGACGACGACAUGUUGUUUGAGUUGAUGGGAGAGCCAGAGUCAUCAAAUCAGAGUGCGGCCAAACCUGGAAAGAAAAAGAAAUGGGGAAAGAAGGGACGAAAGUUGAGAAACAAGGACCCUUAUGGGUGUCAUUCCACUCCAGACGACAGUCUGGGAGGCAGCAGUACUGCUGUGGUUGGAGUUUCUGUCAGUGCUGGAAAGUAUGGCAAGAAAGGAUACACGCGACCAACUACCUACAGCGGCGCAAGAAGUGUUGCCUAA
This is a messenger RNA of Cylindrotheca closterium, 1980 nucleotides long. The record is from the annotation of a GenBank genome assembly. NCBI's taxonomy places the organism in Eukaryota, Bacillariophyta, Bacillariophyceae, Bacillariales, Bacillariaceae.